CUUGGGAAGGGGCUCUGGGGAAAUCCCAUUCCCUGCACACCCGAGGGCUCAUCGAGCUGGCAGGAGCCAUCUCGUGUGGCACAGGACGCUCUCCCCUGGCCUACGUUGGCUACGGAUGCUACUGUGGACUGGGAGGACAAGGCUGGCCCAGGGACAGAACAGACUGGUGCUGCCACAGGCACGACUGCUGCUAUGACAAGGCAGAGAAGGAAGGCUGCAGCCCCAAGGCCCAGAGGUACCAGUGGGCAUGUGAGCACAACACUGUCCAGUGUGAUAACCUGACAGACCCCUGUGAAAAAAUGGUGUGCCUGUGUGACCAAGAAGCAGCCAAGUGUUGGGGAGCAGCCCCAUACAACCCCCACUUCAUCCUCUGGCCAGACUUUUUGUGUGGACAGACCCACCCCACCUGCCACUUCAGUUAUGGGGGGGCAGAAUAA
Molecule: messenger RNA, 437 nt
Organism: Merops nubicus (carmine bee-eater)
Lineage: Eukaryota; Metazoa; Chordata; Aves; Coraciiformes; Meropidae
Product: group 10 secretory phospholipase A2-like
Exons: 3
Biological process (GO): phospholipid metabolic process; lipid catabolic process; arachidonate secretion
Molecular function (GO): calcium ion binding; phospholipid binding
Source: RefSeq, a predicted model, not a curated record